UGUUCUGGAAAAGCUAAACAGUAGUUGAUCCGUGGACUUGAUUGGAAAACAGUACUAUUUUGAAACGAGGCUUGGUUUCCUGUGUCAGUAACCUGUGUAGAGGGAACACACGGAGUCUGUAUCUGGAUUUUGGAGUCAUAGUUUGGCUACAGCUUGGAUUGUCUCCACAUUAGCAGAGCAGCCAGGGGAGAAAUAACAACAUGUCUGCUGGCAGGCUGUGGUCUGGCCUGCUGCUCCUGCUGUCUUUUUUCUGCUCUAGAAGUUCAGCUUGUGGCCUCUCAACACAUGUAGAAAUAGGACAUAGGGCUCUGGAGUUUCUUCAGCUUCAAGAUGGACUCAUUAACUACAAAGAGCUACUCUUAGAACACCAGGACGCCUAUCAGGCUGGGACGGUGUUUCCUGAUGCCUUUUACCCUAGCAUCUGCAAAAGAGGAAAAUACCAUGAUGUAUCUGAGAGGACUCACUGGACUCCCUUUCUUAAUGCUAGCAUUCAUUACAUUCGGGAGAACUACCCUCUGCCCUGGGAGAAGGACACAGAGAAGUUGGUGGCUUUCUUGUUUGGAAUCACCUCACACAUGGUUGCUGAUGUCAGCUGGCACAGCCUGGGUAUUGAACAAGGAUUCCUCAGGACGAUGGGAGCCAUUGACUUUCAGGACUCCUAUUCUGAGGCUCAUUCAGCUGGUGAUUUUGGAGGAGAUGUGCUGAGCCAAUUUGAAUUUAAUUUUAACUACCUCUCCCGGCGCUGGUACGUGCCCAUCAAAGAUCUUCUGAGAAUUUACGAUAAUCUCUAUGGUCGAAAAGCCAUCCCCGAAAAUGUCAUUGUUGACUGCACAUACCUUCAGUUCUUGGAAAUGCACGGGGAGAUGUUAGCUGUUUCCAAGCUCUAUUCCACAUACUCUACCAAGUCCCCAUUUCUGGUGGAGCAGUUUCAAGAGUAUUUCCUCGGAGGACUGGAUGACAUGGCGUUCUGGUCCACGAACAUCUACCGUCUGACCAGCUUUAUGCUGGAGAACGGGACCAGUGACUGCCACCUGCCUGAGAACCCUCUGUUUAUCACCUGUGACGGCCGGAGGAACCACACCCUCGGCUCAAAAGUGCAGAAAAAUGAUUAUCACAGGAAUCUGGCCUUGUUCAUAAGAAAAGAUAUCAGGAAAAACCUGAACUACACAGAAAGAGGCGUUUUCUACAGCACAGGCUCCUGGGCCCCGGAAUCCGUAACCUUCAUGUACCAGACUCUGGAGAGGAACCUGAGGACGAUGUUCAUGGGCAGCUCCGAGACUCAUCUAAAGCAUGUCUCCAGCCCCUCUGCCUCCUACUUCCUGUCUGUCCCCUAUGCCAGGCUCGGCUGGGUCAUGGCCUCAGCUGACCUCAACCAGGACGGGCACAGUGACCUCGUGGUGGGGGCACCGGGCUACAGCCACCCUGGCCGCUUCCAGAUUGGGCGGGUAUACAUCAUCUAUGGCAACGAUCUGGGCCUGCCCCCCAUUGACCUAGACCUAGACAAGGAGGCCCACGGGAUCCUGCAGGGCUUCCAGCCUUCAGGUCGCUUUGGCUCAGCUUUGGCCGUGCUGGACUUCAACAAGGAUGGACUGCCUGACUUGGCUGUGGGUGCCCCCUCCGUGGGCUCGGGGCAGCUCACCUACAACGGUGCGGUGUAUGUCUACUAUGGUUCCCAGCAAGGGAGGCUGGCUUCUUCCCCUAAUGUCACCAUCUCCUGCAAGGACACCUACUGUAACCUGGGCUGGACCCUCCUGGCAGCAGAUGUGGAUGGAGAUGGCCAACCCGACCUGGUGAUCAGCUCACCCUUCGCACCUGGCGGAGGGAAGCAGAGAGGGAUGGUGGCUGCCUUUUAUUCACACCCCAGACAGAGUGACCAAGAAACACUGACGGCAGAGGAAGCUGACUGGAAGGUGAACGGUGAGGAGGACUACUCUUGGUUUGGAUACUCCCUUCAUGGGGUUACAGUGACAAACAGAACCCUGCUGCUGGUUGGGAGCCCGACCUGGAAGAAUGUCAGCAGGUUGGCACGCUCAAGCCACAGGAACCAUGAGAAAAACAGCCUGGGAAGGGUGUACGGCUACUUUCCACCGAACUCCCAGAGUGCAAUCACUAUCUCAGGAGAUAAGGCAGUGGGAAAGCUGGGCACCUCCCUGUCAAGUGGCCAUGUGAGGCUGAACGGGACCCUAACACAAGUGCUGUUGGUUGGAGCCCCGACUCGUGAUGACGUGUCUAAAAUGGCAUUCCUAACCAUGACCCUGCACCAGGGUGGAGCCACUCGGAUGUACGAGCUAGCCCUGGAGAGGACACAGCCUGCUCUGCUCAGCACCUUCAGCGGAGACCGGCGCUUUUCUCGGUUUGGUAGCGUUCUACACCUGACUGACCUGGAUGAUGAUGGCUUAGAUGAAAUCAUCAUGGCUGCCCCACUGAGGAUAACAGACGUUACUUCUGGACUGCUAGGAGGAGAAGAUGGGCGAGUUUACAUUUAUAAUGGCAAGCACACCACCCUGGGUGACAUGACAGGCAAAUGCAAAUCCUGGAUGACUCCAUGUCCAGAGGAGAAGGCACAGUAUGUAUUGAUUUCUCCUGAGGCAAGUUCAAGGUUUGGGAGCUCGCUGGUCUCUGUGAGGUCCAAGGAAAGGAACCAAGUAGUUGUCGCUGCUGGAAGAAGUUCUUGGGGAGCCCGGCUCUCCGGGGCACUUCACGUCUACAGCCUCGGCUCAGACUGAAGAGGUCACUCCACUCUCCUAUUCCGCCCCUCCUCUCUUGGCCCAAGUCAGCUCCAGGGUGGACAAAGUAUCCCUCCAGUGGAGUUGUGGCGAAACCUGACAGAGGUGGGGCUCCUGGGACAGACAUACUGACAGCCAAGUUAUUUGGAAAUAUGGUCAGCUAUGUGUGGACACCGGAUGGGGAGCGGCAGGCACUUUGCAUCUUCUAAAAAACGCUUUUGCAUCUUCUCUGAGCUUCCUGCCUGUGCUUGGAACUGUAACAAAUACUCAUCUCUCUCUUGCCUAGAAAGGGUGCAGUUAGCUCUCAACACAGUCUCUAUAUAAUUGAUCUUUUAAAAAUCCUUGUUAGUGAUGGCUGGUCCUAUUUGGAUCUUAAAUGUGCCUCAAAAUUCCCAUGUUGAAGGCUUGGCCCCCAACUGAAGGAGGGUGGAAAUUUUGGAGUGGGACCUUGUUGGAGGAAGUUAUGCCAUUGGGGUGUAUCAGGACCCCAAGUCCUUCCUUCCUUGUCUCUGUUUCCCAGCUGCCAUGAAAUGAACAGCUCUCCUCUGCCAUGAUGCACUGCUUCUUCCCCAGCCCCAAAGCAACAGGGUAAAAGCACCCUGGAGCUAACAUGGCUGAAACUGUGAGCCAAAAUAAACAUUUCCUCUUUAGAAGCUGUUUCUCGUGGGCAUUUUGUCAUACUGACGGCACAGUACACAGUGAAAACAC
Molecule: messenger RNA, 3434 nt
Organism: Peromyscus eremicus (cactus mouse)
Lineage: Eukaryota; Metazoa; Chordata; Mammalia; Rodentia; Cricetidae
Gene: Gpld1
Product: glycosylphosphatidylinositol specific phospholipase D1
Exons: 25
Coding region: 201-2726 (841 amino acids)
Cellular component (GO): extracellular region; extracellular matrix
Molecular function (GO): GPI anchor phospholipase D activity
Source: RefSeq, a predicted model, not a curated record